CCAAAGUCUGAAGAAGGAUUGUGCAAAACAACGGCGAUUACAGCAACUACAAUUAAAUCAUAGGCAUUCAAUCGCUUGGGGCUGUAACCAGUAAGCCAAAUGGAACUAAAGAGAUAAGUUCUCAUUCGCUUCGUAGCCUGGCGGUCUGGGAACCUCGACCCCUCCACCACGACCACAAAGUCUACCUUCACAGCUCCAAACCUCCCCCUCCACCCCCCCAACAACCCCUCCAACCAUCACCAUGGCAUCCGUCGACCAAUUCGACAGCGCGCUCGACCUCCUCCGCCGCCUCGACCCCAAACACACCUCCACGCACCUGAACUCCCUCAUCGACCUCGUCCCCGACCUCACCGAGGACCUCCUCUCCUCCGUCGACCAGCCGCUCAGCACACGCUGGUGCAGCAAGACCAAGCGCGACUACCUGGUCUGCGACUACAACCGCGAUGGCGACAGCUACCGGUCGCCGUGGUCGGGGGAGUUUGAGCCGGCGCUCGAGCAGAGCAGCGAGGGCGGCGUGGAUGAGGGGGCUGGUGCGGGCGCGGUGCCCAGUGAUAGGGUGAGGAAGAUGGAGAUUAGGGCGAAUGAGGCGUUUGAUGUGUAUCGUGAGCUGUAUUAUGAGGGGGGGCUGAGCUCGGUGUACUUCUGGAAUUUGGAUGAUGGGUUUGCGGGGGUUGUGCUGCUGAAGAAAGGCUCGCCCCAGAACAGCGGCUCCGAAGGAUCAUGGGACUCAAUCCACGUCUUCGAAGCCAUCGACCGCGCGCGCACCGCCCACUACAAGCUUACCUCGACUGUGAUCCUGCACCUCUCGACCGGGACCGACGCGCUGGGUGACAUGGACCUCUCAGGCAACAUGACGCGACAGAUCGAGGCGGACCUAACAGUCGACGACGACGGGAGCCACAUCUCCAACAUCGGCAAGCUGGUCGAGGACAUGGAGCUCAAGAUGCGCAACCUGCUGCAGGAGGUGUACUUUGGCAAGGCCAAGGAUGUGGUCGGUGACCUGCGCAGCGUGCAGAGCUUGGCUGAGGCGAACAAGGAGAAGAAUGCGCAUAGGGAGAUGAUUGAUUCUAUGAAGAGGUAGAGGGGAAAGGGGAGCGUGCCGUGAUCUGUAUUUAUUGCGAGCUAUUAUGGGGCGUUUAUAAACCGAAUUCUGUGGUCUCUACGAUUUGUUGCCAGAUGGCGUCAUUGAAGCAUGUCACCGCCGAUUAUAUCUCAAAAAAGAUGUCCACUACGUGUCCUCGGGAGGUACUUGGGUAUUCUCGAUGGUUUUUAGUUAUAACCUCUAACCCACGCGGUUUCUAGGGUAACCCGCUAGCAAUGAAUCGCGCAACCCAUAUGUGCAGUCUGCCUGUCCGUCUGUCCACCCUACUCCAUCAACCCCAGCGUCCAGCGCCCAUCUAGGCCUUUGGGCCAGCAAAGUCGUAGAAGAUCCUGACCUUCAACACCUCGCUCCCCUUGGUGAUGACCACCUUCCUGGUGUAGUACCUGACGCCGUUGAGCUCAGUGAAACCCCAGACCUGGAUAGCAGUCCAGCCAUUCGUCUUGCUGACAGCGGUAGUCAGGAUGUGCGGCUCGCCGUUGGGGCCAACCCUCUCAUCGAGCCAUCCC
Molecule: messenger RNA, 1608 nt
Organism: Pseudogymnoascus verrucosus
Lineage: Eukaryota; Fungi; Ascomycota; Leotiomycetes; Thelebolales; Thelebolaceae
Product: F-actin-capping protein subunit beta
Exons: 4
Coding region: 242-1081 (279 amino acids)
Biological process (GO): actin cytoskeleton organization; barbed-end actin filament capping; cell morphogenesis
Cellular component (GO): cytoplasm; actin cortical patch; F-actin capping protein complex
Molecular function (GO): actin filament binding
Source: RefSeq, a predicted model, not a curated record